GGGACCUACAGCGGGCGCGGCGGCGGCGGCGGAGGCGGUGGCCUGCGGCCGGCGGUGUAGACGCCCCUUCCCCGGAGCCGGGAUCCGCCGGCCGGUGUUGCCCGGAAUAUCAGAGAAUUGGGAACGAUCCUAUUUUGGGAUCGUCCACCUACUGUGGUGGUUUAUAAACAAGGAUAACUGACUAUGCCCCCCAGGAAGUCACUGGUUCUCCGCCAAUUAUGAAGUUAAAUGAAGGAUGGCCCCUAAGGAUUUUAUCAUGUGAAGUCUUGCUGGAUUUUCUGGCUUUCUCUUUUUAGAAAUGCAAAUAAAGAAGAUGAAGGAUAUUGGACAGCAGUUAUAUACCACCCAAGGGAAUAACGGACAUAAUUCCUUGACCAUGUCACCCAAACAACCGAAUGCUAAUAGAGUGAUUCGACCAGAUAGACAAGAAGCGCAAGCUCUUUUGUGUCAAGGCUCAGAGGCCGAGGCUGCCAUGAUGACCAUUGCUACGUGUGCGAAGUGCAAAAGUGUUCACAAAAUCCCGCUUCAAGAUUUGAAAAAGGCUACUGGGCCAAGCCAGAAGGAAGACAAAUAUGUUUGCUUCAAAUGCAACCUCGGUGUGGCUACUCCCCAUUUUCAUUUUGUGAACAGUAAUCCCAGUGCUACUCCUAUAGGAAAUAAAGCCGAAGCCAUCGCUGGUUCCGUUAAUAAAUUUAAGGUAAGGAACUUCAAGCCAGGCAAAUACUAUUGUGACAAAUGUCGGUUUUCCACAAAGGACCCUCUGCAGUACAAAAAGCACACUCUUCAACAUGAAGAGAUUAAAUUCAUCUGUUCUCACUGCAGCUACAUUUCCUACACAAAAGGGGAGUUCCAGAGGCAUCUGGUGAAACACACAGGCAUAUUCCCAUACCAAUGUGAGUACUGUGACUAUGGUGCUAUUAGGAAUGACUACAUUGUCAAACACAGGCGGAGAGUACACGAGAGGGUCGGGGGAAGGCGGCCGCCCAAAACUGUUGCCAAGCUGGAGCCAAGAAGAACCAACACAUCGAAACAAAACACAGAGCUCUUAAAACCUCCCAAUCCAAGGACUGCAUUUCCAAAUAAGUUGUCCGAUCAACUCUCAAGGUUCUCCCUCCAUACAAAUAAAGACAAAAUGCACAAUAUUAUGUUGUUGCCUGAAUCAAAGGAAUACCAAAAAGAUGUAGUGUGUAUUCCGAAUAAAGUGACCCUUUCGGAGCCCAACGAGGGCAGUGUGUUUGAGAACCAAAGCGUGGAGGUAGAAGUGUUGUCCCCGGCAAAAGAGCCGGUGCAGCCGGGAAUGCCGUUAACAGUGGUGGCACCGGCAGAACUCGUCGUCCCUGCCAACUGCUUGGCCCAGUUGAUGGAUGUGAAGGUCGUCAACGGGACCCAGCAGCUUGUCCUCAAACUGUUUCCUCUGGAAGAAAGUAACCGCCCUGAAGCUGCUGGGAGUGAAGGGGGUGAUUCUGAGCAUAUGACUAAAGAGAAGGGUUCGGUCGGACCAGGAAAAAUGGUUUCUGCAAGCCAAACGAAGUCCCUGGCGAUGGAAGGGCAUGUUGGGAAACUGACAGGCAUUGAUAAUCUUCAGUCGUCAGUUCAGAAACAACUUAAAAAUGUGAAGUGGGUCAGGUCUUAUGAUUUUUUCAUGUCAAAUUCUAGUGCGCACAACCGUGGAGAAUCCCUCCUCAACCUGGACACAGUUGAGGAUUUCCAGAAAAAUAGUAUGUAUCCACAUAGACCGGCUCUUCCUUCUCUCUCCUUGAAAGGUCAUUCUCCGGCAUCUGUAGCAAAAAACAGUGUUUUCCACAGUCUCGGCACUGCGUCCAGCCCUUUCCCUUAUAAAGCUGCUGUUUCUUUGGCUGAAGAUGGAAGGAACCCGCAUGGCGACUUGCAGCAGUUACUUCCCCGGGCUGUGUCACCUGCAACCAUGUCCUUCUCUGGAGAAAAGCGCUUGUUGCCUCUAAGUCCCAAUAGCUUGGAAUCCAGAAAGGAGAUCAGUAUUCCUGUAAAAAUGGUUCCCUCUCAUAGGAAGUCAAAAGACAAGCAGAUGGAGGAACCCAAGGCAGUUUCAAAUACAGGCCAGAUUUCCUCUCAGCCUAAAAGCGAGUACUUGCACAUAAAUAUAUCAGGAGACGAUAGAAUCAGGUCUCAGCCACCCAGGGAGGAGCCUUUGGAAUUAAAGAAUCCUGAAAGGACUAAGGACUCUUUCGAUGGUCCAGUCAUCUCAUCAGUAUUUUCUCUGAGCUCUGGGUCUGAAAACGUCCCUGAGGGUGUUAAGUGGAAUAGCUCAACGUCCAAAAUAAAGUCAAUUGAACUCUUGCGCAGAAAGAUAGCUCAGUUAAUCGAAUCCUGUGGCAAGCCGUCAUCUUUGUCUGCAAAUAACGCACAUCGCCGUUCUGUAGGGCAGGCAUCAAAGGGAACUUCGAAAGCUGCUCCUGAAGGUAUUCACGAAAUUAACGUGUCAUUUACUGGCCCUGGCUAUUCCACAGGCACGCUCCCAAAACCUCAGGAUGAUGGUGGUCUUAAUGGGCCGCUCACCCAACAGCAAAUCUAUCCACAGUUUAUAGAAGGCAGCAGUGGGAAAACUGAAAGCAGAGUAACCAGGAACGCCCAUGUUGCUACUCCAGUGUUGAUCCCCAAAGGAGCUGUGUUGAGGGUUCUUAAUUCUUCAGAAGACGCCCACAUUAUAGAGGCAACGUGCGAAGCACCCGUCAGCAUACCUUGCAGUGAGAGCCAGUUAAUAAAACCCAUUCCGUUCUGCCCAGUGAGACAGACAGACUCAGACUUACAGUCUUUGACAAGUGAAAGCGGGCCAAUAAACAUGUCCCAAAAUCUUGAUAUACCUCUUCGGCCAAAACCAAGAAAAGAGAGUGCUAUUUGUGGCACCAUGCCUAAAAAAACUAGCCCCUGGCACGGGCAACAAGGAAGCAGUGAACUGAGUAAGCAAGGCAAACUGCUUUCCAGAAGUCUUCCCAUAAGUAAAAAUAAAACCAAACAAGUGAACUCAUCCAAGAAGAAAAGCAAAAUCCAGGCCGAUCCCAGCCACUAUCUCAAGGAUCCUUCAAUUUUUCAGGUUGCAAGACAGCUUCGACUGAUCGCCGCUAAACCAGACCAGUUGAUUAAGUGCCCCCGUCGGAACCAGCCCGUCAUUGUGUUAAACCAUCCUGAUGUUGACUCUCCAGAAGUCUCCAAUGUGAUGAAGGUAAUCAACAAGUACAAAGGCAAUGUCCUCAAAGUCGUCUUAUCGGAGAGGACUAGGUGCCAGUUAGGCAUCAGACGGCAUCACGUUCGCCUGACCUACCGCAACGUGGAGGAGGCCAAUCAGAUAAAAAGGCAGAUGAUGUUGAAAAUGAAACUUAAGAAAGUGCAUAAAAACAACUACCAGGUGGUGGAUUCCUUGCCUGAUGACUCAUCACAGUGUCUAUUUAAGUGCUGGUUUUGUGGGCGGCUGUAUGAAGACCAGGAGGAGUGGAUGAGUCAUGGCCAACGGCAUUUGAUAGAGGCAACCAGAGAUUGGGAUGUUCUUUCUUCCAAGGGCAAAUAAGUAAAAAACGGUCUUUGAAGCAAAUUGUUUUUCUUACUUUUAGUUUAUUCUAGUUUGUUUGUCCCCCGCCCCCCGACUCAGUAGGGGAAAUACAGAUCGUAGGAAUGGGAGGACCGCUCAUUCUUCAGAAACCUUGUAGGAAUGUUGAGAGCCAGGAGUCUUAACCUGAGAUAAGAGACUGGACCUUGGAAGGUAUUGGAAGCCCCUGAAAUAGUAUGCACAAAUCUAUACAUGCAUUUUUCUGGAGAGAAGUGAAACUUCCAGAUUUCCAAUGGGAUCUGAGACUUUUCUUUGUUUAGCACCCCUUUUUUCUGAGUAGGUACAAAUUUUCUGUGAUCAGAGGGGCAAGUUUAGAGUGUUUUACACAUUGCAUACAAAAUGCUACUGAGGAAUUAAACCCUAUCUUGGUGUGCACAUCCGUUUUUUUCUGCAUUAACUCAUGUGCUGCAUAUUUGGUACAUAAUGGAAAUUAUACUUUCUACUUUGUUAUCUUAAAUUUGGUUAUAGAAAAGUGGCUAUUCUUUGAAACUCCUCACCCACUCGGCAGUACUCAGAAUUGUUGUCUUUAGCACAGAGCAUUGUGGUUUUGUUGGCCACUUUAAAGAGUGAUUCCAAGGGUUUGCCUGAGCAGUAGAUGUUAGGGGAGGAAAGAAACAUUUUUAAACCUUUGCUUUCUAUUUGAAUGUCCUGAUUUAUGACAGUUGGGGAGGAAAUGUGCCUUUAAAAAAAAAAAAAAAAAACGGCAUGGUCACAGAGGGAAAAUAUCUAAAAGUAAGGCUCCUGUUUGCCCGUACCACCCUCACAAACAUAAAGUAACCAAUUUAAAAUGUGAAUGAACAGGCUUCUUACGACAUAGAUAAAACUGGGGAAGACAGUUCAAGGUAGGAUUGUGAAGAGACUUACGACUUUAACGUAACCAUUAGUUUUCACCUGAGGACUCAGGCACAGACUGGGGGCGGAGGCUGAGCUCUCUCUCUCCACCACUUAGGAUUUUGGACACUGCCCCCCAGCCCGUAGCCUGCUGUCCCUCCGGCAGUUACCUGAACCAGCUCUCCUGCGGAGUGACACGCUCCCCUGCCCACCUCCUGUCCCGUUCCUUUUGUGCCUUUGAGGCCCCCUAAGGCUUUCCCUCAUGAAAAUACAAAAAAACAGGCAGGAAUCCACAAAAUAGAAAAACAUCCCACCAUCUUUGUGGAGCUUAUAGAAACACUAUUCCCAGUUUUCACCGGUAGUCACAGCCUGCUUCUAAUGUAUCUUCUCCACGGUCUUGUUCUUCUCGCUCACCUUUCCUGGGUAGUAACUCUCGAGAACACCUGCUUCCCUCUCCACCAGCAGACGCCAGGACCACGGCUGGUCCACACAGCACCUUUGUGUGCAUUAGGAAACACUCCCUCUGCACCUCCACCACCCCGUGGGCAGGUCGGUGGCCUGGCUGAGGGAGCUCAAGCGGGAUUUCGUCCUUGCUCGCCCACUCCACCAGGAAGCGACCACCACGCUGAACACACCCGCAGGGCGGCCCCGGCUCUGUUGUCCUCACUUUAAGACCGCUCCUUCCUUAGGGAAUUCAGUAGUGCAGUGAAUGAAACUGGGGGGCCAUUAUUAUCUGAAAAAGACUUGAGUGAGAUUUCCAUUUUGUUGGUUAGUUGGAACUUUCGGAUUUUUUUUUACACGUGUGAAAGACUAUCUUCUGAUAGGUGGGAUUGUAAUUCUUUGUAGUUGGUUCUCAUUACAGAUAAUCAACAUUUCUUAUGUCUAAUUGAAUACAUAAUCAUUAAGUUGGCUAAUUGGUUAAUUUUUAUUGAAAUUUAAAACUUGGGUUUUUUUAUAUGUGUAUAUAUGCGUGUGUGUACACAUAUAAAUAUUUUUUACCAUACGAAAACUGCAGUAGCUAAUUUUCUGAUUUCCUAUUUUAUAAUGAAAUUAUGUGGGCUGGAAAAAUAUAAGACAUUUUAUAUUCUAGAAAUUAUUUUGGAAGCACAUUUUUAUAAUGGUGUGAUCUCAUUUUUAGAAAAUGAAAGCACAAGUAAGUGAUGAAUCUUGAUUUAUAUGAACAAACGAGUAGAAACUCCUGAGGAUCAUUUCGUUGCAGUAUUUCAUCCCUUUGCAUUUCUAGUUGGUGCUUUUUGGGAAAUGGAUCCUGUGUACCACUUCACCACAUAGAGGAGAGUGCCCUGAAGUGUGAGCCGCGUGUAGAUGUGUAUCCUGCCGGCACGAUGGAAGGCUCCCAAGACACUGAGAAGGGAAGGCUGUGAUUUUUUUUUUCUUCCUCCUUCUAUACCUCACUGCUUGGUAGCAUCUUUCUCGAGAGGCUAGAGCAUGACCUUUCAGGAAAGAUGACCAUGAAUCAGGUCAGAGUGUUAAGUAAGUGUCCACAUGAAAUAUACUUUGCAGCAUCAGCCGCUUUUCAAGUAUUACCUAAAAGUCCGCUUAUGUAACUUAUAUGGAGCUCAAUUUUAUAAGUAGACUAUGUAAGUUUUUUGGGGAUUUCCAGAGCUACAGUACCUUUUUGAGGCAUUGAGAAGGCUCCUGAAAACUCAUAAAAAAUGAGAAAGCAAAACAUGUCUGUCCUCCCUAUAUGAAGAACUUUAGGAAAUAGCUUGUUAACAUGUAGGUAAGUGUCCUGAAACAUUUCUAACAAAAUUGGACAAGGUAGGGGUAGAAUUGUGUUGAGUACUUACAUACCCCAUCUUGAUUUUGAAGGACCUGUACUCACAAUUUUUUAUUAAUAGUACUUACUAAUAAAAUUUUAAACUUAUUUCUUAAGAGUUUCUUACUUUUGGGGGUCAGAAAUGAGACCAUCUUGUUAUAGCUAUGACAGAGUGAAAAUUUUUAAAAAAAUGACUCAUAGUCUCAUUAUAUUUUACCCAAAUUUUUGUCCCCUGCCCAAAACAUUUUGUGAGCCCUACCAUGGGCCAAAUGCUGUUUGUUAAACUAAACAUAUAUUAACCCUCAAGAGCUCCAUCCCUCUUUCUUCACAACCUACUAAGUAAAUCAUCCCAGGAAACAAAGAUGUAACAUUGCUCGGCCUUUGGAAUAAUUUUUGAAUCUGUAAAUGUCUCUGAGCAGAAAACAAAACAUUGCAUAACGCGUUUUAAGCAUUAUUGUAAGUCCUGUGUUAACGGUGUGUUUGCUGCUCUGGUUUUGAAACACGUUUGUACAUAAAGAAGUUGGCGUAAAUUUUGUUAAAUAAAGCAACUGUAAAAUGUU
Callorhinus ursinus (northern fur seal) is the source of this 6748-nucleotide messenger RNA. It is a transcript of the gene ZNF518B, whose product is annotated as zinc finger protein 518B. Lineage: Eukaryota; Metazoa; Chordata; Mammalia; Carnivora; Otariidae. The record is from RefSeq and is a predicted model, not a curated record.